Molecule: messenger RNA, 1647 nt
Organism: Baudoinia panamericana UAMH 10762
Lineage: Eukaryota; Fungi; Ascomycota; Dothideomycetes; Mycosphaerellales; Teratosphaeriaceae
Exons: 7
Coding region: 1-1647 (548 amino acids)
Biological process (GO): transmembrane transport
Cellular component (GO): membrane
Molecular function (GO): dipeptide transmembrane transporter activity
Source: RefSeq, a predicted model, not a curated record
AUGCUCUGUAUCGUAGAGUUCGCUGAGCGCGCAUCCUACUACGGCGUGCAGACCAUUUUCGCCAACUUCAUGCAGUUUCCACUUCCGCCAGGCGGAAGCGGAUCUGGUGCAGUUCCCAACACUGCAGAAGGCCGCGAAGAGACCGCAGGCGCUCUCGGCAAAGGCCUGCAAUUCUCCGUGGCCUUGGGCCUGCUUUUCUCAUUCCUAGCUUAUACCAUACCGAUACCUGCGGCCUACUUAGCCGACGUCUACACAGGGCGCUACAAGAUGAUUUUGAUCGGCGUUUUGAUCUGCGGCGUCGCGCAUAUUAUCAUGAUCUGUGGUGCGAUCCCUUCUGUACUAAUCGCUGGUCACGGCAUCGCGCCCUUCAUGAUCUCACUCUUUUUGUUGGCCAUAGGCGCCGGUGCCUUCAAGCCCAACGUUGCGCCGACGGUUCUCGAUCAAUAUCAGCACCAGAAGCCGUAUAUUCGGGUCCUCAAGAGCGGCGAAAGGGUGGUCGUAGACCCUGAGACGACAAUCCAAACGAUCAUGCUGAUUUUCUACGCCUUAAUAAACGUUGGCGCCUUUUUCGCGAUCGCAACCACGUACUCUGAGAAGUAUGUUGGGUAUUGGUUGGCAUUCCUCCUGCCUGGCAUUGUAUACUUUCUACUUCCGGCACUUCUCUGGUAUUUGAACAACAAGCUCAUCAAGUAUCCACCCAACGGAAGCGUUUUGACAAAGGUCCCUGGUAUCAUCUUGCUGGCACUGAGACGCAACAAGUUCGUUGUUUGGAAGAAGAACUUCUGGGAAGCCGCAAAGCCGUCUGAGCUCGCCAAGGAUGGGAUUACCUCGUUCCGAAACAAACAAAUCACAUGGACGGACAAGGACGUUGACGAUGUUGCCCGCACGUUGACUGCUUGCAUGGUCUUCCUUUACUUUCCGAUCUACAACUGCAACGACGGCGGCAUAGGUUCCGUCUCAUCGUCGCAAGGCUCAACCAUGACCUCCCACGGAGCUCCCAACGACUUGCUGAACAACUUCAAUCCACUCACCAUCAUCGUAGCCGUUCCAAUCCUCUCGUAUGUGGUGUAUCCAACGCUUCGCCGCUUCAACAUAAAGUUUGGAAGAAUCUCUCGCAUCACCCUAGGCUUCUCGAUAGCCUCAGUGAGCGGCGUCAUUGCCGCCAUUGUGCAAUGGAGGAUCUACGAGACAUCUCCGUGCGGCUACUAUGCGACUGCCUGCGGAAGUGACGGCGAGGUGUCACCAAUCUCGAUUUGGUGGCAACUACCCAACUAUGCAUUGGGGGCACUCUCAGAAUGCUUUUGCAACGUGACCGCGUACGAACUGGCAUAUGCCAGGUCGCCACCCGGUAUGAAGUCUCUCGUAAUGGCGGCGUUCUUGUUCAAUCAGGCUCUAUCUUACGCACUCGGUGAGAUACUUACACCAGCUAUCGCUGAUCCUCAUCUUAUCUGGAUUUGGGCUGGUCCUGCUAUAGCUCUGGCUGUGCAAACGGUCAUCUUCUGGAUCCGCUACCGGAAGCUUAACGACGAUGAGUUUAUGACUUAUGAAAGCGAUGCUCGCUAUCAGGCGAACGAAAGGGAUGCGCCGCUCGAGGGAGUCGCAGUGCCCGAGACAACAACCGAGAAAGAACCAAAAAAGUCCGGUUGA